Messenger RNA from Piliocolobus tephrosceles (Ugandan red Colobus), 736 nucleotides. RefSeq names its product mitochondrial ribosomal protein L51 (gene MRPL51). Gene Ontology annotation, molecular function: structural constituent of ribosome. The transcript has 3 exons. Bases 229 to 615 code for a protein of 128 amino acids. Gene Ontology annotation, cellular component: mitochondrial large ribosomal subunit. The record is from RefSeq and is a predicted model, not a curated record. Gene Ontology annotation, biological process: translation. Lineage: Eukaryota; Metazoa; Chordata; Mammalia; Primates; Cercopithecidae.
AGGCCCCUCCGGCCGGAACCCGGGGGGCGGGACUUGUGGCUGUAGUUGAUGGGGGCGUAGGUGGGCCCGGCGCCCACGGCUACCUGGGUAAGGCCCAAGAUGGCUACCUUCACGUUAGUACUCGUGUGAAGUCAGCGGGGACGGUUCCUGUCGUCAUCUUGAGGGCCACUUCUGGCCCUCACUCCUGGACUUAAUUUGGUGUGUUGUUGAAGCGGAGAGACUAGAGAAAUGGCAGGGAGCCUCUUAUCCGGGGCAGGCAGGCGCCUGUGGAACUGGGUGCCUCUGGCGUGCAGAAGCUUCUCUCUUGGUGUGCCAAGAUUGAUCGGUAUAAGGCUCACUCUCCCGCCCCCCAAAGUGGUUGAUCGUUGGAACGAGAAGAGGGCCAUGUUCGGAGUGUAUGACAACAUCGGGAUCCUGGGAAACUUUGAAAAGCACCCCAAAGAACUGAUCAGGGGGCCCAUAUGGCUUCGAGGUUGGAAAGGGAAUGAAUUGCAACGUUGUAUCCGAAAGAAGAAAAUGGUUGGAAGUAGAAUGUUCGCUGAUGACCUGCACAACCUUAAUAAACGCAUCCGCUAUCUCUACAAACACCUUAACCGACAUGGGAGGUUUCGGUAGAAGAGAAAGCUGAGAACUUCGGAAAAGGCUCAUCUGUCACCCUGGAGAAGGGAAACUGUACUCUUCCCUGUGAGGAAACGGCUUUGUAUUUUCUCUGUAAUAAAAUAGGGCUUCUUUGGAA